This is a messenger RNA of Labrus bergylta (ballan wrasse), 2714 nucleotides long. Its product is annotated as serine/threonine-protein phosphatase PP1-beta catalytic subunit. NCBI's taxonomy places the organism in Eukaryota, Metazoa, Chordata, Actinopteri, Labriformes, Labridae. Gene Ontology annotation, cellular component: cytoplasm; nucleus. Gene Ontology annotation, biological process: circadian regulation of gene expression; regulation of circadian rhythm. Gene Ontology annotation, molecular function: protein serine/threonine phosphatase activity. The record is from RefSeq and is a predicted model, not a curated record.
CUGGUGUCUGCAGGGGGGAAUCGAACCGGCCAACACUGUACAACAGCGGCAGUUUGAAGAUGGCGGAGGGUGAAUUGAACGUGGACAGCCUCAUCUCUCGUCUUCUGGAAGUGCGGGGAUGUCGCCCGGGGAAGAUUGUCCAGAUGACGGAGGCUGAGGUGCGGGGCCUCUGCAUUAAAUCGAGGGAGAUCUUCCUCAGCCAGCCCAUCUUACUGGAGCUCGAGGCCCCUCUGAAGAUCUGUGGUGAUAUCCACGGGCAGUACACAGAUCUGCUGAGGCUCUUUGAGUACGGAGGCUUCCCUCCAGAGGCAAACUACCUUUUCUUGGGAGACUAUGUGGACAGAGGGAAACAGUCACUGGAAACCAUCUGCCUCCUGUUGGCCUACAAGAUCAAAUACCCAGAGAACUUCUUCCUGCUCAGGGGAAACCACGAGUGUGCUUCCAUUAACCGCAUCUACGGCUUCUACGACGAGUGUAAGCGCAGGUUCAACAUCAAGUUGUGGAAGACCUUCACUGACUGCUUUAACUGCCUCCCCAUCGCUGCUAUCAUUGAUGAGAAGAUCUUCUGCUGCCAUGGAGGGCUAUCGCCUGAUUUGCAGUCGAUGGAGCAGAUUCGCAGGAUCAUGAGGCCAACAGAUGUGCCUGAUACAGGCCUGCUGUGUGACCUCCUGUGGUCGGACCCCGAUAAGGAUGUACAAGGCUGGGGAGAGAACGACCGUGGGGUCUCCUUCACCUUCGGGGCAGAUGUUGUCAGCAAGUUCCUAAACCGCCACGACCUGGACCUCAUCUGCAGAGCCCACCAGGUUGUGGAGGAUGGAUACGAGUUCUUUGCCAAACGCCAACUGGUCACACUUUUCUCUGCUCCAAACUACUGCGGGGAGUUCGACAAUGCAGGCGGCAUGAUGAGUGUUGAUGAAUCCCUCAUGUGCUCCUUCCAGAUCCUAAAGCCCUCGGAGAAGAAGGCAAAGUACCAGUAUGGUGGUGUAAAUUCUGGCCGGCCUGUCACCCCACCCCGCACCACCCAAGCCCCAAAGAAGAGGUGAACGUACAGCCUUCCCUCUCCCCCCUCCUCUCCCCUUCUCACCCUGUCCAUCCUGGCAACCCCUGUAACUCCCCUGUAAAGCGAAGACACAGGGCUUAUCUAAUUGCCCAAAUCUUUCUCCCCCUUUCUCCCUUAUUCCACCGCCCUUUCCCCAACUCCACUGACAGCUCUUUUCUUAAUGUGUCUGUGUACAUAAAUUUGCUGUGACCAAUCUGUUUUAAUUUUUUUUGCCUGUUUGUUGGAAUUUUUGAUAUUAUUAACGGAUGAUUUGUCGUUUUACUUCCAACGCUAUCUGAGGUUUUUCAAGGUUCUGUGUCGUGUAAGGAAAGGCCUUCUGUAUAAAGAGGCAAAGCGACUGAGUUAGAGGAAUUCAAACUAGAGAUUGAACUUUUUGGUUUUGUUUUUGUUGCCUUGACCUCUCAGAAAGUAGAGAGUUUCUUCCAGUGUAUUCCAAUGAGACUGAGGUUUCCCUGCAGUGCCCAAUCCACGGACAACAAAUAACUUUUCUCAUGUUCAGCAGUUGAAACGCAAUGCAGCAUGUGUGGUGAACCUUUCGGUUUGUGGUGCACUUUUUUGUCUAUAUUUAACCAUUUGGAAAAGUGCUCCUCCCCAUGAGUAGCAAAGAAUGUGAAGAGACUGGCGUGAAUGAAAUGUAGAGGCUAAAUCAGAUGCUGCUGGCAGUGGACACGCUCUACCCGACAACACAACGCCCUCUGGGCAUCGAUUCCUCCCCUCUGUUAUGCCUCCCUGUGCCUCGACUCCACACCCACACAAACACAUGCCACUUUGCACACAGGGCUGGUAUUGACAGUUUUUUCACUGGGUCUGUUUAUUAUUAGUUCUCAUCAAGAAAAUUUCAGCCACAUAAUCUCGAAUUUGUAGUGACAGUUCCAGAGAGAUGCUUUUUUUCAUUUUGUGCCAGUGGAAAGAAAAAAAAUCCAUGCUCAGGCAAUUAACUGGUACCAAUGGUCAGUUAUUUACCUGCACACAAAAUCACAUUCAUGGUGUACUAAAAGUGCUUACAAAAUAACCGUUUACUUGUCUCUGGAUAAAAAAAAAAUUCAAUAAAAAAGGAAUGAACAUAUUUAACAGCACAUGUUGCAGUUUUUUCAAGUGUGUAACUUAUCUGAGUGUGUACAGUGUGAAGAGACCAAAUAUUUAAAAUAAACAAAAUGCAACCUUCAAAAUUGCUCCACAUAAAUGCCAGCUUUACUUCUUUCGCAUCACCAAACCUCUUCACUGUAAGAAGGCUGGUGGAGUCAGGAGUGUGUGGCAGGACCAGGCAGUUUUCCUAUGUGAUAGUGAUGCCACCUGGUGGUUAAAAAGAGUAAUGCAGAAUUCAAACCAGAGAGCUCAUGAUGGGCUCUUCAGUUUGACUGUUCGACUAACCAGCGACUAGCCUGGUUGACGGCUUUAACAAGAUGCAGUUGAUCCUUUGCGGACAACAGUUGCCUCUUUUUUUUCUUCUUUACUGCUUUUUGUGGAAUUUUUUUUUUCUGUUGUAUUUCUUUGUUCUCUAUUCACAUUGUUUACUUUUUAUUCACUUAAUUUAUUUCCUAAUAAUGAUGACAAUAAUAAGAAGGAAACAAAGCGGUGUUACCAAAAGCUGUUUUGCAAUUUGUACAAGUUUGUUGGAAAGUCUACAAAUUCAAUAAAAUGGAUGGAAACCAAA